AAGGGCAAAAAAGAGCAAAAUUCUCUUCUUCUUUUUUCUUUCCUUCCUUCCCUGGAUACAGCAUUUGAGUAGUCCCCCGCCUUCCCUGAUCCUUUUUGUUUUUUUAGUUUUUAUAAUUCUCUCAUGCAAAAGCAAGAAAAUAAUAAAAAUAAAAUCUUCUAAUUACUAUAAAUAAAACAGAAACCAAAAUACAAACUCCUCCUCCUCUCCUUUCAGAAUCAGAAAUCUUUUCUCUCUCUCUUUUUUAAUAAAUAAAUCACGAGAUCACCGUUUCUUCUUUUUCUUCUCUGGUUCGUUCGUGAUUAACGAUAAUAAACCUUGAUAUUUAGAUUGAUUAUUAUUGUUGUUGUUAGUUUUGGUUAAUGGCAAUGGAUGAUAAUGAAAGUUGUAAUAGCAGAACUGUAGAUUCAUCACCAACACAUCCAAGACAACAAAGGCAAAAACUAGAGGUUUAUAAUGAGGUUCUUCGUAGGUUAAAGGAUUCUAAUAACGAAGAAGCUCUUACUCCUGGUUUUGAAGAUGAGCUUUGGUCUCAUUUUCAUCGUCUUCCUACUAGGUAUGCUCUCGAUGUAAACGCGGAAAGGGCAGAAGAUGUUCUUAAACACAAAAGGUUACUCCAAUUGGCCCAUGAUCCCGCCAAUAGACCUGCAUUUGAUGUUCGCCUCGUGCAGGUUCCGGCUGCCUCAAAUGGGUCAGAUUAUACUCUCCGAGAAGGAGAUGCUCAAAGUCCUAUUUACUCUAGCAAACGAAGAGUUCAUCCACCGCCUGCCUUUGGUUCGUCGCCGAAUCUUGAAGCUCUUGCACUCGAAGCUGGAGGUUCAGAUGACGAUGAUGGUGAUAGCAUUGAGAAUGAGAGUGUACACUUCACCAGGCCAAUGCAUGAAAUCACAUUCUCAACGGAUGACAAGCCAAAACUUCUCAGUCAGUUGACUUCGUUGCUUGCUGAAAUUGGUCUGAACAUCCAAGAGGCCCAUGCUUUUUCCACAAACGACGGAUACUCCUUGGACGUCUUUGUGGUUGAGGGUUGGGAAGAUGAGGAAACUGAGCAUCUUAGGCAAGCCGUGAAGAAGGAAGUGUCAAAGUUUGAGAAGAAGUUUUGGUCCAAAUCACAAGUUCAUCCAGUGUCUUCUAUUGAUAAUCACGAGCAGAGCGGGAGUGAACAAACUUCUGAUCAUGUAAAGAUACCCACUGAUGGGACAGAUGUCUGGGAAAUUGAUGCAGCACAGCUAAAAUUUGAGAACAAAGUUGCAUCUGGGUCAUAUGGAGACUUGUACAAAGGCACAUAUUGCAGCCAAGAAGUAGCCAUUAAAGUCCUAAAACCAGAGAGGGUAAAUGAGGAUAUGCAGCAAGAGUUUGCGCAAGAAGUGUAUAUUAUGAGGAAGGUUCGACACAAGAAUGUUGUUCAAUUCAUUGGCGCAUGCACCAAGACUCCUAGCUUGUGCAUUGUGACAGAAUUUAUGUCUGGUGGAAGUGUGUACGAUUUUCUGCACAAACACAAGGGUGUCUUUAAACUUCCAUCUUUGCUUAAAGUUGCAAUUGAUGUUUCCAAGGGAAUGAACUAUUUGCAUCAAAAUAAUAUAAUUCAUAGGGAUUUGAAGGCUGCGAAUCUUCUUAUGGAUGAGAAUGAGGUUGUUAAGGUCGCUGAUUUUGGAGUUGCUAGAGUGCAAGUUCAGUCUGGAGUAAUGACCGCGGAAACUGGAACAUACCGUUGGAUGGCUCCAGAGGUCAUAGAACACAAGCCUUAUGAUCACAAGGCCGAUGUCUUCAGUUUUGCAAUUGUGCUGUGGGAGCUGCUGACAGGAAAGCUUCCGUAUGAAUAUUUGACCCCGUUACAAGCAGCAGUCGGUGUGGUACAAAAGGGUCUCCGACCAACAAUCCCCAAGCAAACGCAUCCAAAGCUUGCAGAAUUGCUCGAGAAAUGCUGGCAGCAAGAUCCAUCGUUGAGGCCUGACUUCUCUGAGAUCAUUGACAUCUUGCGGCAAAUUACCAAAGAGGUCGUAGAUGAUGGAGAGGAACAACGAAAAAAAGAGAAACCGAACAGAUUCCCGUUUCUUCGUAGGAAUAGUCAUCACCACUAAGUACCCACACAAGGGAAGAAGCCUAGUUGCAGGUUUAUUUUAUAUCUCGUUCUGAUCCUUAGCCAUCACAUGGGCCAUUUUCCCAUCUGCUGCUCUGAUCGCUGCCUUGUACAGUAGUUUGUUUUUCGCGAUCAGCCCAACCCCGAGAUGUAACUUCUUAGGACUUGCUAGUGUUCCUAUUUUAACUUAGGUCUUGCUAGUGUUCCUAUUUCAACUUCCUUCUUGUUUUGCUAGCGUUUGAUAUUCAGGUCAAGCGAUGUUGAAUUUUGUGGUUGGAAGGGUUAGUGAUAACUUGCUGCAGAACCCGUGUGGCCUGCAGUAGCAUAUUAUUUGUUGUGUUUCUCUGUUAAUAAUUCUAUUAAAUGAUCAGUUAAAAA
Messenger RNA from Papaver somniferum (opium poppy), 2455 nucleotides. RefSeq names its product serine/threonine-protein kinase STY46-like. Gene Ontology annotation, molecular function: protein kinase activity; ATP binding. NCBI's taxonomy places the organism in Eukaryota, Viridiplantae, Streptophyta, Magnoliopsida, Ranunculales, Papaveraceae. The record is from RefSeq and is a predicted model, not a curated record. Gene Ontology annotation, biological process: protein phosphorylation. Bases 363 to 2078 code for a protein of 571 amino acids. The transcript has 16 exons.